Messenger RNA from Humulus lupulus (European hop), 1553 nucleotides. RefSeq names its product protein PHOSPHATE-INDUCED 1-like. The coding region runs from base 366 to 1307 and encodes 313 amino acids. NCBI's taxonomy places the organism in Eukaryota, Viridiplantae, Streptophyta, Magnoliopsida, Rosales, Cannabaceae. The transcript has a single exon. The record is from RefSeq and is a predicted model, not a curated record.
AUAUUCAAAGUUCCAUUUUGGUAACCAAAAAACAAUACCAUAUGGCGUCACCCAAAAGCUUGUUAUAACAAACUUUAUUUCUAAUCUCUAUACAUAUUUUAAACUCUGUUACCAAUAUUCAAGAGAGAGAAAUAGAUUCUCUUCUAAUCUUAUCUAUCUUGCAAACCUAAUUCUCGUGAACAACUCUCUAUAUUUUAAUAUACCAAAGAAUUGCUUUCUAUUGAAAGCUUUGCAUUCACCCCAAUUAAGAUCAGUUCACGCACCAAGGCUACCCAUAUAUAAAUAAUGGACUAUUCUCACCUUCCACUCCUCACACUCGAACCGAAGAAACAAAAGACUCAACUUUUUCUUAAGACCAAAUCCAAAUGGGUUCCUCUCCAUUUGCCAGGUCAUCAAUAUUUUUCAUUCUCUUUUCCGUUCUCUCAACGUUGACUGACACGUGUCUCGCAACGAGAAAGUUGACCUCACUGUACCAACCGCCGUCAACGACUGUGACGUACCAUAACGGCGACUUACUCGAAGGAGACAUCCCCGUUUCCAUACUAUGGUACGGAAAGUUCUCACCAACCCAGAAGUCCAUCGUCGUUGACUUUCUUCUUUCUCUUGACCCCAAACACAAACAAACGGCCGUUAAUUCGCCGUCUGUUUCUCGGUGGUGGAACAUCGUCCGUACGUACUCUAAGAAAGCGGGUAAACGAGAAACCCGACUUGUUUUGUCUAAACAGGUCUCCGAUGACGACUGCUCCGCCGGGAAACUCCUUAAGAAGUCAGAGAUCACCAAUCUGGCUCGCCGUCUCAUCAACGCAAAACCCGGCUGGUUAACUAUGAUUCUCACGGCCCAAGACGUCGCCGUCGAGGGGUUUUGCAUGAGCAACUGCGGGUUCCACGGCUCCGAGUCGGAGAACAAAUCGGUCUUCCUCUGGGUUGGAAAUUCGGUGGCUCAGUGCCCGGGUCAAUGCGCAUGGCCGUUUCACCAACCCAUUUACGGACCACAGACGGAGCCACUUGGCGCGCCAAAUGGGGACGUUGGAGUGGAUGGGAUGAUAGUAACUAUCGCCAGCCUUCUAGCCGGAGCUGUCACCAACCCGUUUGGGAAUGGGUACUUUCUUGGCUCAGCAGACGCACCACUCGAGGCGGCUUCGGCUUGCUCCGGGGUUUACGGCAAGGGAGCCUACCCGGGUUACGCUGGGGAGGUGUUAGUCGAUUCUAGCACCGGGGCGAGCUAUAACUCGGUGGGUGUGAAUGGGAGGAAGUAUAUGUUACCGGGUUUGUUUGAUCCAAUUAGUUCUCAGUGUUCAACGGUUUAGGGAGAGACGUAUCUCUUCGUGGUUGACCGAUAUGAUAUUGUAUAUAUAUUUAACUCUUCUUAGUCUUGUUUAUUAAACCGAUAAUUAUAAUAAUAAGUGAGAUUGGACGAAGAAGACAUGUUUAAACAUCACAGCUUAUUACAUAAAGCUCUUUGCAGUUAUAUAUAGGGUUAAAACUUUCUUAUUAAAGACAAAUAAGUGACAACAAAACAUUUACAAAGUUACACAUUAAUCAUUAUGCAUAUG